GCAGUAUCACAGCCCUCACACAUAUUGAAUGAGAAUUGUGUGGCGCAUAUGUAUUUGGUGCCUCCUUGUACCAAUAUCUAUGUGUUAAAAUAAAUAAAUAAUAAAGGAACAGUGGAGCUCAAGAGUGAAGGUAGAUACAGAGUGCAUGCAUUACGCUAUUGAAGACUAUCACGAGUUAUACUAAUCAUCUUCAAAAACCGAUCGCCAUUAUCAUGAAGAUCCAACCAAGUAGUCUGGAUCUAACAUGGAUCAGAGAAACAGUUGAUAACUUCAUGGUCAGUCAGUCACGUGCAACGAACCUAAUAUAUAUGCGCGACGGUCUAAGUAGCAAUAUUACAUAAGCUCGAGACAAAAUUAUCAAAACAAAUCCAUGCGUUGUUCUGUCUGCCACAGGCUUUUUCAACCUGAUCCUACACCAAGAAACAUUGUGCGUCAACUUAAGCAGUAAUUAGGGAUACACAAAUGUUCAUACCAGUCGAUAAAGAUUCACGACUUCAUCGCGAAAAUUUGUUAGUUAAUACCAUAUAUUGAACCUUAGCACUACUCACUUAAUUACUAGAAAACGCGAGUAAUGUUUUGAAGACACCGACGAUUAAAAAACUGCAGCAACCACGUCCCCAACUUUCAUAGAUCAUGCUCCACAGACAUAAAGUAAUGCACGGCGGACUGCUGAGCAGUAAUCACAUACUUUGUUAACAAGUGGAUAUCACACCUACAAAUGACGCAAAAUGGAAAACGCCAGAAAGGCAGUUCCAUUAGGAAACAUGAAGGGUGGCCUAAAUUUAUGUAGGCCAACUGGGAAAUAUAUUGAACUAGAUUUACCGAUAUUUAAUAGGUAUCACAGAUAUAUUGACAGCAGCAUAAUUUAGAGGUUUCCUGGAAGUCCAUAGAGUUGGGAAGUAGGGUGGAAUGUGAUACCACACGGCUGUCGUAACGGAUAUACACAGAGCAGUGAUUAAAUCUGUGAUCCAGCAGUUGAGCAUUGAAUGUUACGUAGUCUAUACUAGGGUAAUUGGGGUGCUAAUUUUCGGCAGUGUUUUCGCUUAGCGGAGCCACCGAUAGAUAAAUUAAAUUAGUUAGACAGUACAUGUAAGGAGGGUGAAUGUUAUUUGAUGUUAGUUAACGAAAUAACAAACACUAUUUGCCCCGCAAUACAUAAAAGUAUCCGGAGAUAAGCAGUGUUAAAAAUUAACUACAUUUUACGUGAUAUGACAUGAAAGCCACAUAUUUUGCAGGUUAUUAAUUUUUGAAUUCAGAAACAUACAGAUCAAUGACAGAUUCAAUAAAGUUAGUGAGAAAUGACAUAUCUUGGUUAGGCCUGAAUAUCUAACUUGUAAUAUGGAGAAGUUCAAGAAAUAAUAACGAGUUGAUAAGACAGUGAUUAAGUACAAAAUGUAUUUUUAACUUGCUGUUGACCCAUGCCUUGAAACUGAAAUUUAUUGGUAAUUAAACGAUUUAUUUACUUUCAGAGAAGAAGCGAUACAAAAGUGUAUUACUGUUUGAACCACUUAAAUUGAUAGAUUAAUUUGAACACAUAAAUACUAGUACGACGGGGAACCGAGUACAUAUGCAUCACAAAAAAUCUCAUUCGAUUUAUGUGAGGGCUGUGAUACUGCUCGCGCGCCCAAACCGAAGCAGGUGGUUUUCUUAGGGGGCUACGCCCGGUGCCUUCGACCUAAAAGUCUGAUGCACAAGACAGUGGAGCAUCGGUUGAAGAACUGGACAUUCGGUUUUCGUACCUCUCAAUUUCGUAAAUCACACCCCCGCCACGAGAAGGCAGUGAGUAGGACUUCCCUGGAGGAGGUUAUAUACGCGUAGCCAUGUGAGAGCACACUCUCGGCCGUUUUAACUCUGACAGAGUCAAAGCCAACACAUUUGAGAACAAGAAUAUAUGCCAAGUGAUAUUCGCAAACAGCAGCUCAGCAUGAAAACUCAGUCUAAUGGACUUUUACAAUCUGAAAAUCUAUCGACAACAAGCACCCAUAUUUAUUAUCUAACACCUGCCUAGUGAGUACAAGUGCUAGUAUAGUAGAGACAUGCCUACCGGAGUAUUUAAGGAACAUACAACAAAAUGACACAAAGACGUGUUGAAUACUUAGCAAAUAUACACCGGGGAAUGCGAGUGUAUCCAAGACAAAAACUAUACGAAGCUGAUCAUGUCAUUGAUACAGCACUAUAACAAGGAUUUUGGAUUAUCGAAUUUAAUCACUUGAGAUUAUCGAACCAAUGGUCGGCUAGGACUAUGGAAGUGUCACGCUGUAGUCCAAGGGUUAUUAUAACUGUUAAUCUGCAACAAUGACUACACAGAAUAUGGAGUAAAACAGAUGUGUAGGAAACGUCUUUCAGGUCACUUCAGGAAAUAGAGCGAGGGCAUUCGAAACCAACAAUAAAGACAAUUCGGAGAACUUCCCUACUGACAACCAACUACCGGAAGUGGUCUCCCCCAUUUGAAUGACUUAAGAGUAAAUCAGAUACGAAGAAAUGUAUUAAAACGGUUUCCCUGUUGCCAAAUCAGAACAUGAUACAGCACUACAAUGACACAUCGACCAAAUUUGUUUCAACACGAUCAAAUUUGAGCGUGUUUCAUAGCUGAAGUGAUAAAGCUGGAUGAGUAAACAUACCAACUUUACAUAUGACUAACUGUAAGAAACACUACACAGCUCUGAUAUAAUCGUGGAAUAUUUGCGAUUUGUAGGUAUAUUCACCUUGAUCAGCUUAAAAAGGAACUACCGACACUUUAGGAAAUAAAAAAAGACACAGUGUUCAAAUAAAAUCAUCACACUUAGCGCAACUCUCUUCACGCAGUUAUAAAAGUUACCAAUCCGACAUACAUAACUGGCAGAGUUCAACACCAAAUCAUCAGAGUAGUAACAUAGACCUUCGAACAAGUUUAACAAAACAACAAUGUACUCACUGGUUCAGUUACAAUAAAUUAAGAUGAAAUUCUUAAAAUGUACUUUAUGGAAAGAAAAAUUUAGUUUUUUGCUUCUCGUGUGUUUAGAUAGUUUAUUCCAACGUCGUAUGGCGAUGACGAGUCCUGUAUAUCUGCAUAUUUGUAAAAUGAGUUGUAGUAACAGUGAUCUCUAAAACAUAAUAUGCAUUAAAAAUAUGAUAAUUUGCAUGGUUGUCUUUUUAUUGAUUGUUGUCAAGAUGUGAGGUAAUUUCCAAAGUUUCGCUACAUAAAGUGCUCGGCUUAAGUUAUUGUUUGAUAUCCUUGACUUGCUUUUACUGCUUGGUCUUACCUCAAGCCACCUGUUUUUUUUAUAGUAAUGGAUUGAAAGUAUUGAUGGUUUGUUCGGAAAGUGUUUAAAAAUGUAUACGGCGUGCGAGCCAGCAAGUUGGUCAAUAAUUAGUGGCUAUAGACACCAAAUAUAUUUGAUUGAAUGACAAUUAAUGUAUAUUCGAUUGAUUUCAUACCUUGAUCUGCCAUUUUUAUCAGUUUGCGAAACUGCUUCCAAUAGUACCAAAGAUUCAGAUUGACUGGCACUGUCAUAAAUGUAUACGAAUUGGUAUGCCAGUCUACUUAUUUCUGUGGUACUAAGCAUAUACGCUUCCCGUCAGUGUCUUUCUCAGCAUAUCUUGUUAAAGUACAACGCACGCCAAUCCUCACAUUUUCUGAUACAUGUGAUAUGACAGUCAUCUGAUGUCAUUUACAAGAUUCAGUCAAGAAAUUCUGUACUUUACACUAUAAAUUUAGCAGGCUUGAUUUUUUUGUCCGGGGACAGAUGUCUGAGAACCUGUGUCAGUCUUUUUUCGCAAACAGAACAACAAACCAUUUGUGACAGAGUCCUCGUGUUUUGCAAACGAAAGUCGUUUGUCAGAUGUCUUGAUAUGCAUUACUUUAUUUACAGACUAUCUCGGCUUAACGACACACUUAUUCUGUUCUCCUUAUUGUUUUUCAUGUUUGUGAUCCCCAUAGUAGCCAUUUGCUUAAAAUAACCUAGUCAAUUUUCAACUAAUAACCAAUAGGAUUCUGAAUGUUUCGUAACAUGAUAAGUGAAACUUCAGUGGAGUGUAGUCAGAAAGCACGUAGUCGAACAGUAACAAGUUUGAGUGUGUUUCUGUUGAGUCACCCAUCGUGCAAGCAUAUUUACGACCGCUAAGUACCAUUUUGACUACUUAUUCCGCGAGGGAAUCUUUUUCGACGAGGUUGUAUUCAAAAUUCUAUUAUUGUAUGUAUUUGUAGAGAUUAUAAAUUGAUGAUUAACCGUAUGGCCGUUACAAUUAGAUUCUGCAGCAUGAUGUGAUAACAUGUUGAAGUGGAGAUGAAAUGUAAUCAGAGAGAACGUGGAAAUAAAAAUAAUUCGAUUGAGGAACUAGGUGCUUUGAUAAAUGCACAUAUAAUUGGUCACAUGUGAGAGAUCGCGCUUCAAGUUCUUGAUGAAAGUUGGUUGGUUAGAGAAUACUAACCCUAAGAUUGUGAUGAAAGUUCUGUUGAUAACUCACUUCUGUUAUUCGUCAAGUGCGAGACUUCUUCCAGGCCAUACUGAUGUAGAUAUUCCUGCUUUCGUUGUCUUUGUUGCGGUUGUAAACUAUCCUGGAACUUCUGGUUAUGAUUGCAUUUCAACAUGGAACUGUAGUGUUUCAGAAAUUCAAUUUAAAGUCUUGACAAUUAGAAGCAUGUAAUGAAGAUGGUUGUGAAUUAUUUCGCUAUUUGGAUGUUAGUUAUUUAUUUGAACACAUAAAUAUUGGUACAAAGGGGCACCGAAUACAUAUGCGCUACACAAGUCAUCUGAUUUGCUUGUGCGUUGUGAUACUACCCGGGUGCGCAAACUGAAGCAGGUGGUCUUCCUAGGGGACCAAGCCCGGAGCUUUCGACCUAAAGGUCUAAUACACAAAGCAGUAGAGCAACGUCACGGGAUGCACUCCCAUGGUAGCCCGCGGCCAACAGUAUGUUCAUACACCUUUUGUCCCCUCACGGUACUGGAGCCCAUGUGCACCAUUGCUUUGGGAUCAGGGUUUUCUAACUCCUCUAGGUGCACCAUCCGUAUUCACCAGCCCGGUUAAAGCACCGGACAUUUGCUUUUCAUCAUCUCAGUUUCCUGAACAACAUCUACCGCGAGAAGCUGAUGAGUAGACCUUUCUUGGCAGUGGCUGUAUGCGCGUGACCAUGUGAGAGCAUUUCAUCCGUACCAGGGUAUUUGUAGGAUGAGAAUAUAUUUUCCUAAUGGGAAGCGAAACUUAUUACUAGGGUAUUCAUCAGAAUCCCAAAAGCUUAUAAAUUUAGUAUAUACCUGAAUUUUAUCAAGAACUGAGUGUAUCCACACAGAAAAGCUAUUUUUCAGUGAGUUUUAACAUCGUUCCACAACUUUCAGUACGCAAACAUGUUUCACAUGUUUUAUGCAUAUAACUUUCUGUUUUAGAUUGUUACUAAUCGCUUAAAUGAAAAAAACUGUUGUUUUGUUAUAGUAUUUAACUGUCCUAAUCGGAUACAUACAUAUACAUGUAGGAAGCUAUGUUCGGAAAUGAAGAUAUGUUUGAUGACGGGGAGUUAUCCGUUGAAUAUUCCUCAGAUGACAACUCCGAACCCAAUGUUGAUUUAGAAAAUCAGUACUACAUGGCAAAGUCGCGAAAAGAUGACAAUCCAGAUAUGGCACUUUUAGAAUUCCAGAAAGUUUUAGAUAUUGAAGGUACUGGGAAUAAAGGCGAUUGGGGAUUCAGAGCAUUAAAGCAAAUGAUUAAAAUAAAUUUCAGGCUUGGAAGGUUCGAUAAUAUGAUGGAAAAUUAUAAAGUCCUCCUUACCUACAUAAAGUCAGCUGUAACUCGAAAUUAUUCUGAGAAGUCCAUUAAUUCGAUUUUGGAUUACGUGUCAACCUCCAAACAAAUGGAUUUGUUGCAGCAGUUUUAUAUCACUACUCUAGAUGCCCUUCGUGAGUCGAAAAACGAAAGAUUGUGGUUUAAAACUAACACAAAACUGGGUAAACUUUACUUGGAACGUGGUGACUAUAUGCAUCUACAAAAGAUUGUUAAGGAGUUACGUGAAUCUUGUCAGACAAAUGAUGGAGAAGACGAUCUUAAGAAAGGAACUCAGCUGCUAGAAAUUUACGCACUGGAAAUUCAAAUGUAUACAGCCCAAAAAAACAACAAAAAGCUUAAAGCAUUAUAUGAACAGUCUUUGCAUAUUAAAUCAGCCAUUCCACAUCCUCUCAUAAUGGGAAUAAUACGAGAAUGUGGUGGGAAAAUGCAUCUUCGCGAAGGAGAAUAUGCGAAAUCCCAUACUGACUUCUUCGAAGCCUUCAAGAACUAUGAUGAAUCUGGAUGUCAACGUAGGACACACUGUCUAAAGUAUCUUGUCUUGGCCAGCAUGUUGAUGAAAUCGGGUAUUAAUCCAUUCGAUUCACAGGAAACAAAACCGUACAAAAAUGAUCCUCAAAUUGUGGCUAUGACAAGUCUUGUAACAGCUUAUCAGAACAAUAAUAUCGUAGAAUUCGAGUCCAUUUUACGACAUCAACGUGAUUCAAUUAUGGAAGACUCUUUUAUUCGCGAACACAUUGAAGACUUACUUCGUAAUAUUAGAACUGAAGUUCUCAUCAAACUAAUUCGCCCGUACACCAGAAUACGCAUACCUUUCAUUUCACAACGGUUAAAUCUAAGCGACCCAGAAGUAGAAAGUCUUCUAGUGGCUUGCAUUUUAGAUAAUACAAUACAAGCGCGAAUUGAUCAAGAGCAUCAAAUUUUGGUGCUUAGUACAGAAGCUACUUCAGAAGCGCGUUACCAGGCUCUUGACAAGUUAGCCCUACGGUUACGGCAUUUACAAACGGCGAUGUCCAACAGAGUACCUAUAACUAAUUAAAGAGCUUUUGAAUUUAAGCAAUGACAAAAAACCAAUACGACAUGCAACAUAACAUACCGAAUUUUCUUCAAUACACGAAAAUUACAAAAAGCGUACGAUUUGCAAACAGAAACGUUGUUAACAAUCUUAUGUAAAAUUUACUAUGGCAAAAAUACAACUGAUAACGCAAGUAAUUUGCUUUCAUCCAUCAAGUGAUAACAAGUACAAUGUAGACUGUGUGCAUACCAAAACUGAUGGAUAGGGUUUGUCUGUAGCAACAAAUCCAAUUAUUGGGUCAUUAGUUGGUAGGGUAACUACGUGUUGUGAUGCGACAUGUACAAUCUGUUGCUUUUUUGCUGAAGAUGAGUUAGCUGUUGUGCGUUUCCGGAGUUCUGUAUCCUUAGAAUCAUUUGAUAGGGGCUGACAAUAUAUGUAGAUUCUCCUUGUCAAGUCUGCAACUGCCACAAAUUUUAGUGGAGAUCCGUCCGAUAAAACUGGACUAGAAACAAACCUACUUUCACGUUUACUGGCGAGAACGUAGCCAAAUGCUUGCAAAGUUGAGACAUGUCUCCAUACACAUGGGUCUCUUCCUGUCAGUGUAUUCUGGCAUAGUGGUAACCAAACUAUCCCAUCUACAUCAUGACGGAUACAGAAAGCGUGUGUAGCAUUUGGUUUCCCCGUAGCACAACGAAUUUUGAACAACCACUGGUGUCCUGAUAAAUAGGCCUAAAUUAGAGCAAUUCGCUUAUUAAACAAAUUUAAUAUAAAAAGGGUUAUCUAGUUAGUUCGAAUCAUGUAUAAACAACAACUAAAAAUGAGUACGAAAACUAGACUGCUUGGAUUGCGAGACUGGAAAAAUAACUAAAUUUAUGUGUCUUGAAAGCUUACGUCUAACGUAAAUCAUUUUUUAGAAAGGAGACUUGGCUGGAAUAGUUUCAAAAUAAUACUCGCAUAAUGCUAUUAUAAAGAAUGCGUAGGUUAAUUUUAAACACUGACAUCGGUUAUUCGUAAUAUCAGUGCAAAUGUUUUCGUAUCAGUAACGAGAUCAUAUCCACAAAAUAUAACAGGCGUUACACCAGUCGUCCCAUCAGAUUCAUCUAGUUUUCAGAAAAAAAACCCAUAUAGAAAACAGGUCUACUUAAGCUCCAUUUUCGUUAAUAACUGACGGAAGUAGGUUAGCCGCUUACUGUAAGUUAGGAGUACUUGGGAAAUCUGUCCAAACUGAGGUUUCAGCGUGAACUUGCAGAAAAUUUUCCAAAUAACAAUCUCAUCGAUCAGUAAUAUUUUUAACCCUAAGAACGGUAUGGUUACAGGCUAUUCAGUUUAAAUUAUUAGUUCGCAGUUCUCCGACAAACAAAACACAAAAUGUUUAACCUACGGUCUUGCUGGGCCAGUUCACUGUAUGCAAUAGGUUAAAAACAUGGGCAGGUCUUAGAAGUUGGUAGCUUACCUGAUUGUUUAUACCCUCUAAAUGGUUAGUAAUAUUUAUUUCUUGCCAAUGAAUCAUGAGAGCUUUCCGGUUACAAGGAAAGGCUUGCGAAUCAAUGUCACUGGUGACCUAGUGUGAUGUAGCUAAAUCGAAGCCAUUAUUUGGCGUGGUAAGCCUGUUCGUUAAUAAAAAAUGAUAUGCACAAAAAUAACUUAGAACCUGGAAUAUCGGGAAUUUACCCUAAAUUGUUAUAUCAACACAUCUGGGGAACUGUCCGCUGAAGUCAAAUGUAGGAAGCAUAGCAUGCCAGUUCCUGUUAGCUGUUUCAGGUUUGGUAUUAGAAGGGUAAUUUCAUCAACAGUCCAAUAAUGCUGACAGUAUGUUCAGACCAGACGAUUACAGCAUGCACAUCCCAUAAUUUUCUACCGUAAAGCUGAAACACUACUACUCAUUUAAGAUGUUUAAGACAUGCAAAACUUAAUGAAGUCAUUAAAUUAAUAGCCAGGAAAAAGAAAAGGCAAAAAUAGGUGGAUCUUGUGGUGACCUAAAUCUCAGAGUGUAACCAAGUUUUAUUGCAUUACACGGUACAAAGUACCUAUUUAGGGUAACUGAAUGGUCACUAAGCAUGUAAGACAAAUCUCUGUUCGAAGAAUAUCAUCUAAUCAAAAGAUUCUUAAUUUACAAUGGCCUACUUAAGGAUACGUUUGUCAAUCCCUAAUUUCAUUUUCACACAAUGUCCUAAUGAAACAACUACCUAGUUUACCACAUACCACUAUUUUGAAAAAUAACACUAAAAAAUUAUAUUGAUGUGGUUAAUUUCAAUUUUGCUCCAACAAAAUUUCAGUUCUUAAUGUUUUUGCACUGAUAUUAACUGAAUGUUACCUCUCUUUAAUUUAGCAUCCUCUGAGUUAUUGACUGACUGAGAUGUGUAUUGCCGAUUGACUAACCAUCAUUUGUUUGGUGUUGAUUUUUAUAUUUCAUCAUAGUUUAGGGCUGUGUCGAGGGAAUAACUGAAGAGGAAUAUUUUUUUGCCCAAUCAGUAUUUAAAGGUCUCGAAGGGAAUGCCUAAUUUAUCAUAGAAUCAGAUAUCAUUUUGAACUUAUUCUAUUAUCGCUUACAAAAUAAAUACAUAUAGCUUUAUUUUAGCAGUCAUAUUAGAUUUAACAAUGCCAGUUGGUAACUAACUUAAUGUAACUCACUAGCCUAUAGAUUUGUGUCGAAGUAAAUAGGGACUUGUAGCUUGAAUGGCCAUGAGUCGGGCACUCAACCACCACUCUAGAUUUUGAUAAGGCAAAUAAAUCCCCACACAUACCUGAUGAGUACACUUGAGAGUUUCAUGAUCGAACCUUUGUAAUAAAAGAUCAGUUUCAUCUUCACUCAUUGGGAAAUCAACUUCUUCUAGCUGGCCAACAUUGAAAGGCGGUUUCGGUGUCAAAUCAGCCUUUCCAUCUGAUUGUACACGCAUUUGAUCAUCCAGACCAGUGUGAUGUGAGCAGUGCAUUCCAGUUAAUAUUUUAUUUUCAUGUGGAUCGAGUAACAAACGGGGCCAGUAAUGGGAAUUCUGUUUAGUUAUGCGUAUUUCAAUGCUUUAAAUGAAAACCACAGUUCGUAUUUUCAAUUUACUGAAUAUAAGACAAAUACAGAAAGGUAAUAAAAUAUGCACCAACCAACCUUAUCUAGUGAGGUAAGAAUUUACUACUGGAACAUUUCGUAACAUUGAGACAUUGGGUAUAUUUUACUACAUUUCAGUCAACAAACGAAAUAUACAGUAUUAGUUCUUACGUGAAAACCAAAAACUAGCUCAUCUGUAUUGAAAAAGGAUUUCUUUUAGCCUACUUUUAUUAUUAUUUAUGGGGCCGAACUGGUCUAUUUCGACAGACAGGAACUCAGAUAAAUAUUUAUGACUUCACAAACUGGAACAUUUUUGAUAUCUACUAUUUGUGCAUUUUGCUGUAUCAACUGUACAACAUACAAUUUCUGCUACACUUUAGGAUGUGAAAACCAUCUAAAUCACGGAGAGUUAUGAUUCCCCGUGAAAACAAGUUACCAAACUAUUUUUAUGUAUAUAAUUGUUUGCAUGAAUUUGACAAAAUAUCAUCAAUGAUCUACAUCUUUAAAUUAGCAUAGCAGAAUAAUUCGAAAAUUGUUCUUAAUAGGGCAGUUAUUUUUCAUCUAUUAAAGAGCUAGUUAAGAUUAAUCUGUUUAGGAAGCAUAGGGUUUAUAAAGCCGGCUUUGAGACAUCGUUAGUGUGAAAGUUAAUGAGACUACCUAACUACCCAAACUAAAUUGGAUGUGGUGAGGUUAAAACCUCGAAUGUAUUAGCUGAAAGUCGAAAACUUCAACCACUAAUCAACUACUCCACCCGUCUUCUGUUAUAAUAUCGAGCAUAAAGAUCGGACUUAUAAUCUUGGAUAUUUAAUGACGUACCGGUUAUUUUUUCGAUCAUAGGUCCACGAGGAAUUGGGUUCUACUGGUUCAUAGAGCAUCUGAUCAAUCAGUGUGAUAGGGCGAUCACCAAUUUUUUUAGUUUUCGUGACUGGAAUAUAGGAGUGCAGGUUCGCGCGGAGUAUCUGGUGUUUAGAUGACUCUUCACAGAUUGGAAUGAUUUCCACAGAAACAAUAUUCGAAUCAUAUGAAGAUGGGAGAGUGAUACCAUUUAGCGUAAAAGUGACAUUGAGCAAACUAGGAUUGAUAUCUUCAUCGGCGUCAGUUUGUGUCCAAGUUACGAGAAACUCGGGAUCCUGUCCAAUACAUGUAUCUUCUGUAUCCAUUUGUUUAGACUCAGAAUCUGUUUAAAUACAAAAGAGCUACCAAUUUUAGUAACAUGAUUGUUCGUAAUUUUUUUUAGAUAACUGUAGAGAAUGGCAAAUAUUAACGGCUGGGGUAAAAAUUAUGGGGAAAAUCAUUAAAAUUCAAGGAACUAAGGAACCACAUGUACAAACCAGUCAUUUUAAUACUGUGAAAUGAACUUAGUCACGUAGCUUGUUCGAACUUAAACCAUGGUUUGGAGGAUUACUUAUUUGAUAUUCAAUUACAAGCAUGAAUGAUGAGAUUCUAUUCCAUCUACAUCAAUUUUCAUUCAUGGGUGAGGUCUGUAGUUAUCAUUUAAAUGCUGUCACAAGCCUAAAAAAUAACGUAGUUACUGAGUUGUAUUAUAUUUCAGACUAGUUUCGAUGUAACAUGGAAAACCUUUAGUCCUUUCCAUUAUUAUUAGAAAUAAAACAUAGCGGAUAACCUUUGAAAAUACCAUCACAAUAAAUGGUACAAUACAUCCACAGGAAUAUUAAAAGGAAGACCUGAAACCGAUGCAUUCGGAAAGUCAGUAUAAUAAAGUUUGACGUUCAAGUAUAAGUUCGUGUACCCACCUUUAAACGAUUUAGUAAGUAAAAGUUGAAGGAUAUUAGUGAAAUCAUAUUAUUUUCAAACGGUAUACAAACUACUUAAGCAUUAAAUUCACUUGGAAUUUUUUUACUUGAAUCUUCCCAUUAAUGUUUAGGAUUGCAAUUGAUCAGACUCUCAUUGGCAUAUGUGCAUUCUUUGCGGAUGUCCCCAAUACUGCCUUGAUUCACAAGCAUUAUAAGCAAAGAUGGAUAGUGGUUAGUAGUAGAACCCGAGACGCGCGUUUCGCCCUAUUUGCAUAUCAGGACUCAGUAGCUAAGUGGAUAACGAGAUGGCGUUUAAAGAGAAUGGUACUGAGUUCGAGUUCCGGAGCGAACAUCGAAUCUGGAAUGCUGGUACAUCCAGCUGACGAGUCCCAUAUAUGACGAAACGGGCGUCCUGGGUUCCACUACUAGCUACCAUUUAUCUUUGCUUAUAAUACUUGUGAAUUAAAGCAAUGUCGAGGCGAUCCGGAAAUGCCCGAUUUGUUCAGAACAUUUUUACGUAUUGAGAUGGUGGAGAGGAUUUGUAGCACAGGUGGACGGCAUUUUACGUAUUUCAACAAAAGGCAUGGAAACAACCAGCCCCUUAUAACGGUUCACGAAACUUACAUUUAUUAAGGUAGUUUUCAUGAACAGAUGGAUUGCAGGAGUCGUAAAUAGCAUGAAAUUUUCUUUCUGAGCAAAUAUGCAGUGCUGAACAAUCACCCUCGAAGGCAGCGAACUCAGGAAAUGAAGAUGCAACGAAUUUCUGGUGCCGCACUAUGGACCAGGACAUGUUGGAUUCUAGGAAACGAAAACAAUAGAGCCUGUGUUUUGUAGGUG
Messenger RNA from Schistosoma haematobium, 12403 nucleotides. It is a transcript of the gene CSN2, whose product is annotated as COP9/signalosome complex subunit Csn2. The record is from RefSeq and is a predicted model, not a curated record. Gene Ontology annotation, biological process: protein deneddylation. The transcript has 2 exons. Lineage: Eukaryota; Metazoa; Platyhelminthes; Trematoda; Strigeidida; Schistosomatidae. Gene Ontology annotation, cellular component: COP9 signalosome. Bases 5456 to 6793 code for a protein of 445 amino acids.